Hippocampus comes (tiger tail seahorse) is the source of this 2767-nucleotide messenger RNA. RefSeq names its product phosphatidylinositol 4-phosphate 5-kinase type-1 beta-like. The transcript has 16 exons. The coding region runs from base 608 to 2104 and encodes 498 amino acids. The record is from RefSeq and is a predicted model, not a curated record. Gene Ontology annotation, cellular component: plasma membrane. Gene Ontology annotation, molecular function: 1-phosphatidylinositol-4-phosphate 5-kinase activity. NCBI's taxonomy places the organism in Eukaryota, Metazoa, Chordata, Actinopteri, Syngnathiformes, Syngnathidae. Gene Ontology annotation, biological process: phosphatidylinositol phosphate biosynthetic process.
UGUGUGUCAGAUUCCUCCCACAUUCCAAGAAACAUGUUUGUUUGGAUCAUUAAAGACUAAUUGCUUGUACGUGGGAAGGUGAGUUGGAUUGUUGUUCUGUCUCGACGCGUUCGCCCGGUGCGCCGAAUAGGAUCGGGGCUCUGGGGAAGAUGGAUGGAAAAUAAAACAGGAGCCUGAGAGAAGGCUGUGACAUCUUCGGCCUUUUUCCUGACACCUCGUCUGACCCAGGAAGUGCAAAGUACAACAGACGGCCCGCCGCGUAGUUUCAUCGUCUGACCUCCCGACUUUCUUCAUGAAACCGUGCCUCUCGAGGGUGAUUGGGUAAGCAACAUUUUUUUUUUUUUUGCCAAUCCUUCUUAACUGGGAUCAAGGGUUUUUGUGAUGGAUUUGUGAGCUAAAAACACGCACAAACGCCGAAGGACCCACAGAGCGCAGAAAGCUGGAGCCUGGACUGAGAGCUCUGCACAAAUUUAUAAGCCAUAUACGGAGCGCUUUUUGUGGAAAAUGCAGUUCCGGUAAUAUCCAUUCAAGGUGUGAUUGAUGGUAAAGGGGAAACUGCUGUGCCUCAUCCUGACUUCCGCCUAGUCAAGUUGCGUCUCGUUGAAAGAUGUCAGCCAGCAGCAGCAUCAUCAGUUCAGGGAGAGGAAGCCGUGCCUCCAAAGUGGCAAAAGAUCACAAAAAGCCAACACCAGAUGCCCUGAAAGGAGCCAUCCAGCUGGCCAUCGGUUACGCUGUGGGAAACCUGAGCUCCAAACCUGACAGAGAUGUUCUCAUGCAAGAUUUCUCUGUAGUAGAGAGUGUCUUCUUGCCAAGCGAGGGCAGCAACUUGACUCCGGCGCACCAUUUUCCCGACUUCCGUCUGAAAACAUAUGCACCCUUGGCAUUCCGCUACUUUCGGGAACUCUUUGGCAUCAAACCAGAUGACUACCUAUACUCCAUCUGCAAUGAGCCUCUCAUCGAGCUGUCCAACCCCGGCGCCAGCAGUUCUUGGUUCUACCUUACCGGUGAUGAUGAGUUCAUCAUUAAGACUGUGCAACUGAAAGAGGCGGAGUUUCUGCAAAAACUGCUUCCUGGCUACUACAUGAACCUGAACCAAAACCCGAGGACUUUGCUGCCCAAGUUCUACGGCCUUUACUGCAUCCAGUGUGGUGGCGUCACGCUCCGUGUGGUGGUGAUGAACAAUGUGUUGCCCCGCGCCAUGAAUAUGAACUACAAAUACGACUUGAAGGGCUCCUCGUACAAACGUCGAGCUUCACGCAAGGAGCGCACAAAGUCUUCGCCGACAUUCAAAGACUUGGAUUUCCAAGAGAUGCAUGGAGGCUUGUGCUUUGAUGCGGAGACCCACAGCGCCCUGAUGAGGACUCUGCAGAGAGACUGCCGGGUUCUGGAGAGCUUCAAGAUCAUGGACUACAGCCUCCUGCUGGGAAUCCACGUUUUAGACCACAAGGUGUCAGGCAGAGAGAGCAGACGUGACAGCAGGAAGCAGAAAGUUCUCUACUCCACUGCCCUCGAAUCCAUCCGGGGGACAAUGAAGGACCCAGAACCCGUGGCAGAUGAUGAUGACACAUUGGGUGGAAUUCCGGCCAAGCAUAAAGACGAAAACCUGCUCAUCUUUUUGGGAAUUAUUGACAUCCUUCAGUCCUACAGGUUCAUUAAGAAGGUGGAACAUUCGUGGAAAUCACUUUUACAUGAUGGGGACACAGUGUCAGUUCACAGGCCCAAUUUCUAUGCGGACAGAUUUCUGAAAUUCAUGGGCUCGGUUGUAUUCAGACGCAUCCAUCCUUUGAGAAAAGCAUCUUCCAAGAGGAAGAAGAAUUCUUUCAAUGCAGUCAAGUCAGCCUCCCAGGAGUUACUUUGUCCUCAAAAGCAGAAUGGGGAGAAGAAGAAAGCGCAGAGCAUGGACAACCUCGAUGUGUGCAGUUCAUCCGAGCAACCGGAUCUUCUACCGAAAUCCGCUGUUACUUUCAAGUCUACUGAAGAAGAAGAGCGCCUUGAUAGCAGUGAGCACAGACGCGGCUCCAGUUCGACACUGGCGCUGGACGAUCCUCUGCCGUCCCACAGCAGAAGUCUGUCCGUCCCGGAACUGGAUGUCUACUUGGUAUGAACAACCUGCAAACAUGUGAGGAGACAAAGCUGGCGGAUGCUCUCCAGGAAGCCAUCUUGAGAAGACUCCACUGACCUCGCCCGCUGUCAAUACCUUAAGACCUCCUAAUGGCAUGUGUGAUGUGAACUACAGGUAUCGAUCGACAUGCUCCAGACUGUUCAUUUCCUUGAGAAGUGGCAUCCUGUAGGACUUUCGCCACAACUUGGUUUUGCCGCAAUACGUCAUGUGAUGCUGCUAAUUUUACAAAUGCUUUUAUUUAAUGCGUAAAGUUUCAAAUUCUCUCAGCGGCUGGAUCCCUGGGCAAAUAUUUUCUCAAUAUGUAAUCAUCUAUCGUAUCUAAUUUAUUUCUCAAACGUCUCAAUGGUAUUUGCUUACCAUUAUAUUGUAUCCAAACUGAACAGUUUGCAACAAUAUUAAAAGCUCUUGGUUUCAUUUCACCCAUUUUUGCAUGUGCCUUAAAAUGUUUUAAAAUCAGAUGUGAUUUGUCGGUGUUAUAGAAAUACUGGGUUUCUUUCUGUGAAAUGAAGUAAAACGUAAAAUAUGUCCAAUUUUAGAUCAUUUUGGGGGCCUCUGUAUAGAUAGACAUGAAAGAAAAUGUAUCAAAGGCCUUCAAACCUUUAUAAAGAAAGCAGACAUCAAAUAAUAAAAUUUGUGAAACAUGAA